Messenger RNA from Merops nubicus (carmine bee-eater), 513 nucleotides. RefSeq names its product translocase of inner mitochondrial membrane domain containing 1 (gene TIMMDC1). The record is from RefSeq and is a predicted model, not a curated record. The annotation marks the transcript as partial. Lineage: Eukaryota; Metazoa; Chordata; Aves; Coraciiformes; Meropidae. Gene Ontology annotation, cellular component: mitochondrion. The transcript has 6 exons.
CAGGCGCGGAAGUCCUUCAUCGAGAGGAGCCACGGGGAGCUCUUCCAGAACCGCGCCGAUGCCGUGCAAUCUGCGCACCGGGCUGGGCUCAGGAGUUUCAUCCGCUACGGCUGGCGCUGGAGCUGGAGGGUCACUGCUUUCGUGACAGUGUUCAACGUGGUGAGCACGGGCCUGUCUGCGUACCGCAACAAAACCGCCACCAGUCAUUACGCUGCGGCAGGAGGCUUCACAGGAGCCCUUUUCAGGAUGCACUUGGGCCUGCAGGGACUGGCAGGUGGCUUCUUGUUUGGAACAGCAUUUGGGAUCCCUGCAGGGGGCCUCUUAAUGGUAAUGCAGAAGCUUGCGGGUGAGACCUUGCAGGAGAAGAGGAACCGUGAGCGCCAGGAGCUGUACGAAGAGAAGCUGGCAGAGUGGCAAUCCAGGCUCAGUGUGACUGAAGUCUUAGGCCAAACAGAAAGCGACGCCCUGGGAGGAGCAGAGAUGGAGAGUGCAAGAGAUUCUAGGAUGUGCUGA